This is a messenger RNA of Staurois parvus, 467 nucleotides long. The record is from the annotation of a GenBank genome assembly. Lineage: Eukaryota; Metazoa; Chordata; Amphibia; Anura; Ranidae.
UCAGAAACCGUAAUACAGGAGUCAUCAAACUUUUCAAACAAAGGACCAGUGGCCAAAUUGUGGUCAGUGGGGGUGACCAGAGUCUCAGGCCCAGCAUCAGUGAGAAAAGACAUUGCCUUAGUGUUGGUGGUCAGUAGGAUGAGGAGUAGUGCCCCAGCAUUGGCACUGGUGGGAGUAAUAGUGCCCCAGCAUUGGUGUCUGUGGGAGGAAUAGUGCCCCAUAUUUGGUCUCAGUGGGAGGAAUAGUGCCCCAUCAUUGGUAUUAGUGGGAGGAAUAGUGCCCCAUCAUUGGUAUUGGUGGGAAGAAAAGUGCCCCAUCAUUGGUGUUGGUGGGAGGAAUAGUGCACCAUCAUUGGUGUUGGUGGGAGGAAUAGUGCUCUAUCAUUGGUAUUAGUGGGAAGAACAGUGCCCCACCAUUGGUGUCAGUGGGAGGAAUAAUGCCCCAUCAUUAGCAUUAGUGGAAGGUAU